CCCGCACUAGGCGGCGAAAGAGCGCAGCGCCUGGCGACCGGGUCCCGAGACGCUCGACGGCUCGCCCCGGGCGCGGAGACGGGCUGUGUGGUUGGGCCAGUGGAACAGACCGGGGAUACCCAGACGUGGUAGAGGUGACAGCCUGGACUUCGCGACCCCUGGCAGGGUGGCGGCCCACUGAGCGCCCACCUGUCCCGGGCCCCCACAGCGAGGAGUGGCCGCGCCGCCCGCCAGUGCGCGGGGCUCCGAGACCGGCGGGGGAGCAAGCGGACGAAGGAGGGGCCGCAGUCGCUGACACUGCCGCCUUCACCCCUCAGCUUCCGCGCGUCGGAGCCUGGCAGCUCCAGGUUCCCCGCGGCGCCGGGGCUGAGACCCGGGUGACCUUCACCGCCCCUGCAGCGAGUCACCAGUGGGCAUGUUUCAGGUGGGCAGAUCCAGCAUCCCCAAACCUGCCCCCCGCAGCCUGGAGGACCUGGACUCCGUGCAGCGCGUCCUGUUACACAGUGAUCUUGAGCCUGAAUGGCUGGACAGUGUGCAGAAAAAUGGAGAGCUGUUUUAUUUGGAACUGAGUGAGGAUGAAGAAGAAAGUCUCCUUCCUGAGACACCAACUGUGAACCAUGUGAGGUUCAGUGAAAAUGAGAUUGUCAUUGAAGAUGAUUACAAGGAAAGAAAAAAGUAUGAACCCAAACUCAAGCGAUUUACCAAAAUUUUAAGAAGAAAAAAGCUUUUACCCAAGCGCUGUAAGAAAAAAAAUAGCAACAAUAAUGGGCCUGUAUCCAUUCUAAAGCAUCAGUCCAAUCAGAAGACAGGAGUCAUUGUCCAACAGCGGUACAAAGAUGUGAAUGUUUAUGUAAACCCCAAAAAGCUAACUGUCUUCAAAGCCAAAGAACAGCUCAAGCUUCUAGAAGUGCUGGUUGGAAUUAUUCAUCAGACCAAGUGGAGCUGGAGAAGAACUGGAAAGCAGGGUGAUGGAGAGAGGCUUGUAGUCCAUGGCCUGCUACCAGGGGGAUCUGCUAUGAAGAGUGGUCAGGUACUCAUUGGUGAUGUCCUUGUUGCUGUGAAUGAUGUUGAUGUUACUUCUGAAAACAUAGAGAGAGUUCUGUCUUGCAUUCCUGGACCUAUGCAGGUAAAACUGACAUUUGAAAAUGCAUAUGCUGUGAAAAAGGAGACAUCCCAACCAAGACAGAAAAAGACACGGUCGAACACAAGUGAUUUAGUCAAGCUUCUCUGGGGAGAAGAGGUUGAAGGUACCCAGCAGAGUAGCCUAAACACUCCUCAUAUCAUUAUGUAUCUCACACUACAGCUCGACUCAGAAACCUCCAAGGAAGAGCAGGAAAUUCUUUAUCAUUAUCCAAUGUCUGAAGCAUCUCAGAAACUUAAAAGUGUAAGAGGGAUUUUUCUCACACUUUGUGACAUGCUGGAAAACGUAACUGGGACACAAGUUACUAGUUCAUCCCUCCUUUUAAAUGGAAAACAAAUUCACGUGGCUUAUUGGAAAGAAUCUGACAAGUUGUUGCUAAUUGGCCUGCCUGCUGAAGAAGUUCAUCUUCCUCGGCUAAGGAGCAUGAUAGAAAAUGUAGCCCAAACCUUAAAAUUUAUGUAUGGUUCUUUAGAUAGUGCCUUUUGCCAGGUUGAGAAUGUUCCUCGUUUGGAUCAUUUUUUUAACUUGUUCUUUCAAAGAGCACUUCAGCCUGCGAAACUGCAUUCCGGUACCAGUCCCAGUGCUCAGCAGUAUGAUGCUUCCAGUGCAGUACUUUUAGAUAACCUCCCUGGAGUCCGGUGGCUCACACUUCCACUGGAAAUCAAGAUGGAAUUAGACAUGGCAUUAAGUGACUUGGAGGCUGCAGAUUUUGCAGAACUGUCUGAGGAUUACUAUGACAUGAGGCGGCUAUAUACAAUUUUGGGCUCUUCUCUAUUUUAUAAGGGUUAUUUGAUAUGCAAUCAUUUGCCCAAGGAAGAUCUUAUUGAUAUUACUGUAUACUGUCGCCACUAUUGUCUGCUGCCAUUAGCAGCAAAACAAAGAAUUGGUCAGUUGAUAAUAUGGAGAGAAGUGUUUCCUCAGCAUCACCUCCGACCUUUGGCAGACUCAAACACUGAAGUCUUUCCGGAACCUGAAGGAAGAUAUUUUUUGCUAAUUGUUGGCUUGAAACAUUAUAUGCUAUGUGUACUAUUAGAAGCUGGAGGCUGUGCAUCCAAAGCUAUUGGGAAUCCAGGACCAGACUGUAUAUAUGUGGAUCAGGUCAAAACAACUCUUCAACAGCUGGAGGGAGUAGAUUCUCGCAUAGAUGAGCGACUGGCAUCUCCUCCAAUCCCCUGUUUGUCUUGUGCUGACUGGUUCCUUACUGGAUCACGUGAAAAAACAGAUAGCUUGACCACUUCACCUAUUCUCAGUAGGCUACAAGGUACUUCCAAAGUAGCAACCUCUCCAACAUGUAGAAGAACGCUUUUUGGUGACUAUUCCUUAAAGACACAUAAGCCCAGUCCUUCGCGAAGCAGUGAAGGAUCUGACAAUGGUUGUGAAGGUGGAGAAGAUGAUGGCUUUAGCCCCCAUACUACACCAGAUGCGGUACGGAAGGAAAGAGAAUAUCAGGGCUCUGUUGGUUUAGAAGAAAGUGGAACCUCGUUUAAGGUCACUAAAAAGAAGUCUACUCUUCCAAAUCCAUUUCAUUUGGGAAACUUGAAAAAGGACCUUCCAGAAAAAGAAUUAGAAAUAUAUAACACAGUGAAACUGACAUCUGGUCCUGAGAACACACUUUUCCACUACGUUGCCUUAGAAACAGUGCAAGGAAUCUUUAUUACUCCUACCCUUGAAGAGGUGGCACAGCUAAGUGGCUCUAUCCACCCUCAGCUAAUAAAGAAUUUCCAUCAGUGUUGUCUUUCCAUUCGUGCAGUUUUCCAACAGACAUUGGUGGAAGAGAAAAAGAAAGGACUAAAUAGUAGAGACCAUUCAGAUUCUGCAAAGUCGGUGUCUUCUCUUAACCCUGUUAAAGAACAUGGUGUAUUGUUUGAAUGUUCACCUGAAAACUGGACUGAUCAGAAAAAAGCACCACCAGUUAUGGCCUACUGGGUAGUAGGGAGACUUUUUCUUCAUCCAAAACCUCAAGAACUUUAUGUCUGUUUUCAUGACUCAGUCACAGAAAUUGCCAUUGAAAUAGCUUUUAAAUUGUUCUUUGGAUUAAUCUUGUAGCCAUACUUUCUUGUUGUGUAGAAACACGUGCACAGAGGAUUAAACACUGUCAAAAUUGCUGAAAUCAAUACACAAAGAGAUAAAGUUUAGCUUCUUUUUACUUUUCAAUAUUGAACAUAGUAUUGUUAAAUAUUGAAAUGAAAUGCUGUUGUAUUUGGUACAUUAAAUCUUAAUGUAAUAUUUCUUUUUAGAAUAUACUUGAUCAAAAUAUGAAAGAAGGGAUUGUUAACUUGUUGCUACUUUGGUAUAUAAUGUUAAUUUAUUGACUGGUUUGAAAUCAUGUGAAGUGUUUUAUAUAAGAUUAAUAUAGGAAAUGUUUAUUUUGGAAGAAUACCCAAUUUGUUGUUUAUUUUUCUCAAAACUCAUACUGAUAUCUGUUGAAACAAUCAUGAAAUUGGGAGGAGGUGACCAGGUUCUGUAACUAAGUAGUGCUAUGACUAUGAGCAAGUUUUUGUACCUCUCUAAGCUCAGAGUUUUCAUGUAAAAUGAGAUGAUUGCACUGAGGUUUCAAAAGUCCCUCUUAAGUAAAAUGUACUACUUUUAUUUUAUUUUUAGUUCUAGGGUACAUGUGCAGGAUAUUAGGUUUGUUACAUAGGUAAAUGUGUGCCAUGGCAGUUUGCCGCACCUGUCAACCCAUCACCUAGGUAUAAAGCCUAGCAUGCAUUAACUAUUUUUCCUAAUACUCUCUCUCCCCCAACCCGCACCCCCAACAGGUCCCAGUGUGUGUUGUUCCCCUCCCUAUGUUCAUAUGUUCUCAUGGUUCAGCUCCAACUUAUAAGCAAGAGUAUAUAGUGCUUGGUUUUCUGUUACUGUGUUAGUUUGCUGAGUAUAAUGGCUUCCAGCUUCAUCCAUGUCCCUGCAAAGGACAUUAUCUCAUUCCUUUUUGUGGCUGCAUAGUAUUCCAUGGUGUAUGUGUACCACAUUUUCUUUAUCCAGUCUAUUAUUGAUGGGCAUUUGGGUUGAUUCCGUGUCUCUGCUAUUGUAAAUAGUGCUGCAAUCCACAUAUGUGUGCAUGUAUAUUUGUAAUGGAAUGGUUUAUAUUCCUUUGGGUAAUGGGAUUGCUGAGUCAGAUGAUAUUGUUGGUUCUAGAGCUUUGAGGAAUCACCACACUGUCUUCCACAAUGGUUGAACUAAUUUCAUUUCCACAAACAGUGUAAAAGUGUCCCUAUUUUUCCACAGCUUCACCAGCAUCUGUUAUUUCUUGAUUUUUUAAUAAUGGCCAUUCUGACUGGUGUGAGAUGGUAUCUUAUUGUGGUUUUGAUUUGCAUUUCUGUAACCAUCAGUGAUAUUCAGCUUUUUUCAUAUAUUUGUUGGCGGCAUGAAUGUCUUCUUUUGAGAGGUGUCUAUUCAUGUACUUUGCCCAGUUUUUAAUGGGGCUGUUUGCUUUUAUCUUGUAAAUUUGUUUGAGUUCUUACAGAUUCUAGAUAUCAGAUCAUUGUCAGAUGGAGAGAUUAUAAAAAUUUUCUCCCACUCUGUAGGUUGCCUGUUCAUUCUGAUGAUAGUUUAUUUUGCUGUGCAGAAGCUAUUUAGUUUAAUUUGAUCCCAUUUGUUAAGUUUUGCUUUUGUUGCAAUUUCUUUUGGUGAUUUCAUCAUGAAAUUUGCCUGUGCCUAUGUCUUGAAUGGUAUUGCCUAGAUUUUCUUCUAGGGUUUUUGUAGUUUUGGCCUUUACAUUAAAGCUUUUAUUCCAAGUUAAUUUUUAUAUAUGAGGAAGGGGUCCCGUUUCUAUUUUCUGCAUAUGGAUAGCCAGUUCUCUUGCACCAUUUAUUAAAUAAGGAAUCCUUUCCCCGUUACUUGUUUUUGUCAGGUUUGUUGAAGAUCGGAUGGCUGUAGAUGUGUAAUCUUAUCUCUGAGUUCUCUGUUAUGUUCCAUUGAUCUAUGUGUCUUUUCUUUGUACCAGUACCAUGCUGUUUUGGUUAUUGUAGCCUUACAGUAUAGCUUCAAGUCUGGCAAUGUGAUGCCUCCAGCUUUGGUCUUUUCGCUUAGGAUUGCCUUGGCUAUACAGGCUCUUUUUUAGUUCCUUAUGAAUUUUAAAAUAGUUUUCUCUAAGUCUAUGAAGAAUGUCAAUGGUAGUUUAAUGGGAAUAACAUUGACUCUAUAAAUCACUCUGGGCAGUAUGGCCAUUUUCAUGAUAUUGAUUCUUCCUGUCCAUGAGCAUGGAAUAUUUUUCCAUUUGUUUGUGUCCUCUCUGGUUUCCUUGAGCAGUGAAUUUUGAUGAAAUCACCAAAAGCAAUUGCAGCCUUUCCUUGAAGAGGUACUUCACUUCCCUUGUUAGCUGUAUUCCUAGGUAUUCUCUCUGAAGCAGUUGUGAGUAGGAGUUCAUUCAUGAGUUGGAUCUCUGCUUGCCUGCUGUUGGUGUAUGGGAAUACUUGUGACUUCUGCACAUUUUGUAUCUUGAGACUUUGCCAAAGUUGCUUAUCAGCUUAAGAAGCUUUUGGGCUGAGACAAUGGGGUUUUCUAGAUAUAGGAUAAUGUCAUCUGCAAACAAAGACAUUUUGAUUUCCUCCCUUCCUGUUUGAAUACCCUUUUUUCUUUCUCUUGCCUGAUUGCCCUGGCCAGAACUUCCAAUACUAUGUUGAAUAGGAGUGGUGAGAGAGAGCAUCCUUGUCUUGUGCCAGUUUUCAAGGGGAAUGCUUCCAGCUUUUUCCAGUAUGAUGUUGGCUGUGGGUCUGUCAUAAAUGGCUCUCAUUAUUUUGAGGUAUGUUCCUUCAAUAUGUUCCUUUAACAUGAAGGGAUAUUGAAUUUUAUUGAAGGCCUUUUCUGUAUCUAUUGAAAUAAUCAUGUAGUUUUCAUCUUUAGUUCUGUUUACAUGAUGAAUUAUGUUUAUUGAUUUGUGUAUGUUGAACCCCUCACAUCCCAGGAAUGAAGCCAACUUGAUCGUGGUAGAUAAGCCUUUUGAUGUGCUGCUGGAUUCAGUUUGCCAGUAUUUUAUUGAGAAUUUUUGCAUCAAUGUUCAUCAGGGAUAUUGGCCUCAAGUUUUCUUUUUUUGUUGUAUCUCUGCCAGGUUUUGGUAUCAGGAUGAUGCUGGCCUCAUAGAGUGAGUUAUGGAGGAGUCCCUGCUUUUCUGUUGUUUGGAAUGGUUUCAGAAAAAACGGUAUCAUCUUCUCUUUGUAUUUCUGGUAGAAUUCAGCUGUAAAUUCAUCUGGUUCUGGGCUUUUUGGCUGGUAGCCUAUUUAUUACUGCUUCAAUUUUCAGAACUUGUUAGUGGUUUAUUGAACGAUUCAACUUCUUCAUGGUUCAGUCAUGGGAGGGUGUGUGUAUCCAGGAAUUUAUCCAUUUCUUCUAGAUUUUAUAGUUUAUUUGCAUAGAGCGGUUAUCGUAUUCUCUGAUGGUUGUUUAUAUUUCUGUAAGGUCAGUGGUUAUAUCCACUUUGUCAUUUUUUAUUGAGUCUAGUUUAUUUGCAUAGAGCUGUCAUCGAAUUCUCUGAUGGUUGCUUAUAUUUCUGUAAGGUCAGUGAUAAUAUCCACUUUAUCAUUUUUUAUUGAGUCUAUUUGAUACUUCUCUCUUUUCUUCUUUAUUAAUCUGGCUAGCAGUCUCUCUAUUUUGUUAAUCUUUUCAAAAAAACAGCUCCUGGAUUCACUGAUUUUUUUUAAGGGUUUUUCAUGUCUCCGUCUCCUUCAUUUCCAUUCUGAUCUUGGUUAUUUCUUGUCUUCUGCUAGCUUUUGGGUUUGUUUGCUCUUGGUUCUCUAGUUCUUUUAGUUGUGGUACUAGGGUGUCAAUUUGAUAUCUUUCUAGCUUUUUGAUUUUGUUUUCACUGGUUUCAAAGAACUUCUUGAUUUCUCCCUUUAUUUCAUCAUUUACCCCGGAGUCAUUGAGGAGCAGGUUGCUCAAUUUCCAUGUAGUCAUGUGGUUUUGAGUGAGUUUCUUACUCGAGUACCAAUUUGAUUGCACUGUGAUCUGAGAGACUGUUACGGGAUUUCAGUUCUUUUGCAUUUGCUGAGGAGUGAUUUACUUCCAAUUAUGUAAUCAGUUUUAGAGUAAGUGCCAUGUAGCACUGAGAAGAAUGUAUAUUCUGUUGUUUGGGGCUGGAAAAGUCUGUAAAUAUCUAUCAGGUCUACUUGAUCCAGAGCUGAGAUCAAGUCCUGAAUAUCUUUGUUAAUUUUCUGUCUCAAUGAUCUAAUAUGGAUAGUGGGGUGUUAAAGUCUCCCACUCUUAUUGUGUGGUAGUCUAAGUCUCAUUGUGGGUCUCUAAGAACUUGUUUUGUGAAUUUGGGUGCUCCUGUAUUGGGUGCAUAUAUAUUUAGGACAAUUAGCUCUUGUUGAAUUGACCCCUUUAUUAAUAUGUAAUGCCCUUCUUUUCCUUUGUUGGUUUAAAGUCUCUGUGAGAAACCCCUCCUUUUUUGUUUUCCUUUUCUUGGUAGAUUUUCCUCCCUCCUUUUAUUUUGAGUCUAUGUGUAUCCUUGCAUGUGAGAUGGGUCUCUUGAAUACAGCACACCAAUGGAUUUUGACUCUUUAUCCAGCUUGCCCUCUAGGGCACUUAGUGUGCUUAUAUUUUUAAAGUUAAUAUUGUUGUGUGUGAAUUUUAUCCUGACAUUGUGAUGCUAGUUGGUUGUUUUGCAGACUUGUUUAUGUAUUUGCUUCAUAGUGUCACUGAUCUGUGUAUUUCAGUGGUUUUUAUAGUGGCUGGUAACAGUUUUUCCUUUCCAUAUUUAGUACUUCCUUCAGGAGCACUUGUAAGGCAGGCCUAGUAGUGAUGAAUUCCCUCAGCAUUUGCUUGUCUGAAAAAGAUUUUAUUUCUCCUUCUCUUAUGAAGCUUAGAUCAGCCAGACAUGAAAUUCUAAGUUGGAUAUUCUUUUCUUUAAGAAUGUUGAAAAUUGGCUCCCAAUCUCUUCCAGCUUAUAAGGUUUCUUCUGAAAGGUCUGCUGCUAGUCUGAUGGGCUUCCCUUUAUAGGUAACCUGGCCCUUCUCUCUGACUGCCCUUAACAUUUUUCCCUUCCUUUCAGCCUUGGAGAAUCUGAUGAUUAUGUGUCUUGGGGUUGAUCUCAUGGAGUAUUUUAUCGGGGUUCUCUGGAUUUUCUGAAUUUUAAUGUUGGCCUAUCUUGCUAGUUUGGGGAGGUUUUCCUGGAUGAUAUCCUGAAGUGUGUUUUCCAACUUGGUUCUCUUCUUCCUGUCUCUUUCAGGUAUACCUAUCAGUCGUAGGUUCAAUCUUUUAACAUAAUCCCAUAGUUCUCUGAGGUUUUGUUUGUUCCUUUUCAUUCUUUUUUCUCUAAUCUUGUCUGCUUUUCUUAUUUCAGCAAAAUAGUCUUCCAGCUCUGAUAUCCUUUCUUCCACUUAGUCUGUUCAGCUAUUGACACUUGUGUUUGCAUUAUAAAGUUCUCGUGUUUUUCCGCUCCAUCAGAUCAUUUAUGUUCCUCUCUAAACUGUGUAUUUGGCUAACAGCUCCUGUCAGGUUUUAUCAUGGUUCUUAGCUUUUUUGCAGUGAGUUAGAACAUAAUCCCCUAGCUUGACGAAGUUUAUUUCCCAUCUUGGAUGGACGACUGACAUUCAUCCAUCUCAACCUCAGCCCAGUUCUAUGCCCUGCUGGAGAUGUGCUGCAGUCUUUUGGAGGAGAAGAGGCACUCUGGCUUUCUGAGUUUUCAGUAUCUUUGCAGUCUUUCUCAUCUUCAUGGGUUAAUCUACCUUUGAUCUUUGAGGCUGCUGACUUUUGGAUGGGGUUUCUGUGAUGUCUUUUUUGUUGAUGUUGUUGCGUUCUGUUUUUCUUCUAGCAGUUAGGCCCCUCUUCUGUAGAACUGCUGAAGUUUGCCUAGGGUCUACUGCAGCCUCUGUUCACUUGGGUCUCUCCUGUCCCUGGAGAUAUCACCAGUGGAGGCUGUAGACCAGCAAAGAUGGCAGCCUGCUCCUUCGUCUGAGAGCUCUUUCCCAGAGGGGCACUGGCCUGAUGCCAACUGGCACACUCUUGUAUGAAGUGUCUGGAGACUACUGUUAGGAAGUCUCAGUCAGGAGGAGUGGGGUCACAGACCCACUUAAAUAAGCAGCCUGUCUGUCCCAUGAUAAAGCCUUGACAGGGUGGGUGUGCUCUACUGGGGGAAAUCCCCCUCAUCUGGGCUGCCCUGAUUCUCCAGAGCCAGCAGGCAGAAAAGACUAAGAUCAUUGAUCCAGGUACUACAGCCAUCCCUCCUCUUAGGGGUUCUUGUCAGGGUUAUCAGUGUUCUGUCCAUAAACCCUUGACUGGCGAUGCUGAAAUUCCCACAGGGAGGCCCUGUCCAAUGGGGAGGAGUGGAUCCUGGUCUGGCCCCAUCUCUCUGGUGCCAGCAACAAGGGAAAGUGACCAACCAGAGCCACAGACGACAGCCUUCCCUCCCCACUCCCCCACUUCUGGAACUCGGUCUUCUUAGGCAGUUUCUAGCUGGCUGGGGGUUGGGCGGGGGAAGGGGCUGAUUCCAGGCCAGUGGGUUUUAGCUUGUGAGUUCCAUGAGAGCAAGAUUGCUUGACUCCCUGGCUUCAGCCCCCUCUCCAUGAGAGUGGACAAGACCUUCUGCCUCACCAGAGUUCCCAGAGUGGAGUAUGCAAAUACUCCUGCAUCUCAGUGCCUGCUGGAAGUGGCUGUGAACCUGAGUAGCUGCUGUGAUUCUCCAACAGCUUUGUGCUUGGGACCCAAAGCUCUGGUAGCAUGGUCUCAGGAGGGGACCUCCUGAUCUACAGGUUGCAGGGAUCUGUGCGAAAAGCCUGGUUUUCAGGGAGGGGAAGCAAAAUCCUUCACUGUCUCCCUUGGCUGAGGGAGGGAGUUCCCUUUGCCGUGCGCAGCUCCCGUGUUGGGUCUUGCUCCACCCUGUUUUUCCUCACUCUCCGUGGGUCAUGCUAGCCACCUAAUCAGUCCUAAUAAGAGAACUUUGGUACCUCAGUUGAUGAAGCAGAGUUCACUCACAGUUUUCAUCCUUUUCAGUGGGAGCUGCAGAGUGGAGCUGCUUCUAUUUGACCAUCUUGGCUCUCUCUUUGACUUUUUGUGAGUUUUUUUGUUUGUUUGUCUUGCCUCUUGCGUGUUGGUCUCUACCUAAGUUAGUAAUGUCCAAGUACUGAUUCCUUAUCAAAUACAUUUCAUUAGUUUAACUAUAUUAGUACAUACCUCACUGUGGGAAAAGAUGAAAAUUAUUUUUUAUUUAUUUGAUUCUCUUUAAGUUUCAGGUAAACUCAGUUUUGACUAGGGUGUGUGGGUGUGUGUGUGUGUGUAUAAGUAUUUUUUAACUAUUUAGCAACUUUCUUUGUUUUUGUUAAAAUACAUUCAGAAGCUGGGCUUGGGUGGCUCAUGCCUAAUCUCAACACUUUGGACGGCUGAGGCAGGUGGAUCACUUGAGCCCAGGAGUUUGAAACCAGCCUGGGCAACAUAAAACUCUGUCUCUACAAAAAAUUAGCCAGAUGUGGUAGCACUCUCUUUUAACAGUGCCAGCUACUUGGGAUGCUGAGGUGGGAGGACCACCAGAGCCUAGUAGGUUGAGGCUGCAGUGAGCUAUGAUCAUGCCACUGUACUCCAGCCUGGGCAACAGAGUGAGACCCUGUCUCAAAAAAAUAAAAUACAAACAAAGAAACCAAAAAAAAAAACCACACACAUUCAAGUAUAUUACACAUGCAUUUUAUAUAUUUCAUGAACUUCAGGAAAGCUUCAUGUAAAUCUUUUUUUUAAAACUAAAGCAUGUUAAAGACACUGAAAAAGUUAACUAAAAUUCUAUGGUGACUUCUUGUAUAAAAUACUAAUUUUUAUCUUAGAAAUAUAGAUCAUUAUGCAUUGGGUUUUCUCAAAGGGGGAACACUUUAAUAAACAGUAGUUUACUUGACCUUUAGUAGAAAAAGAAAACUAAUGGUGGAGAUUUUUCUUUGGCUGUGAGAAUUUGGUAGAUAGAAAGAAAGGAAGAACAUAAAUACUACAUUUUAAUUGACAUUUACCCUGUAGAUCAUCCUAGAGGUUCGAUGCCCCCAAGACACUACAACACUGAGCUGUUUCUUCUUCAGGUCUUAAGCUUUGAAGACAAGCUAUACCAGCACAUCUAAAAUUGGUCCCUCCAUUUUUCUACCUUAAACAUGAGCUGUCCAGCUUAGUGAAAAGCAACUGCAAAACAGUGGGUACCAUUUGGGUCAUUUGGUCUUAAAAGAAACACUAUUAUCACUCUGUCAUAGUUUCAGAGAUUUUCACCUAAGCAUUUAAGAUGCAAACCACUGCAUAUUUGUCCCAUUAAUGACUAGUGGGCCUUAAUUUUGGCAUUCAAAUUAGGGUAAAAAACCUUGGUUCUUGAAAUGCUAUAGAAAACAGCUUGAGGCCAGGCACAGUGGCUCACACCUGUAAUCCCAGCACUUUGGGAAGCUGAAGCAGGUGUAUCACUUGAGGUCAGGAGUUUGAGACAGGCCUGGUCAACAUGGUGAAAUCCCAUCUCUACUAAAAAUACAACAACAACAACAAAAAAAUAGGUGGGCCUGCUGGUGGGGAAGUCCCUGUUACCUGGGAGUCUGAGGUGGGAGAAUCACUUGAACCUGGGAGGCAGAAGUUGCAGUGAGCCGAGCUCGUGCCACAGCCGCUCCAGCCUGGGCAACAGAGUGAGGCUCUGUCUCAAAAAAAGAAAAAAAAAAAAAAAGGUGUAUUUUGGAUGUCUCUCUCUCCCCUUGCUUCUAUUUUAAAAAAAAAGCCUGAAAUAUCCUCCCCUUAAGGUCACGAUAUUGUCAUAUGCUAUCAUUUGACUCUCAACUGCUCUCUUAGGACUGCUUUUACACACAUAUAUAUAUAAUAUAUAUGUAAUAAGGCACAUUAGCUAAAACAAUUUAUUAAAUGUCUUAAAUUUCUGAAUAUAUCCCUGAAAAUACUAUGAGCUAUUUCUAAUACUGACAGUUAUUAAUAAAUGUAGCUAUUGAUCACCUCAGGAUUUCAUACAGACUAAACUAAGAUGGCACUUUAUCAUAGGGGACUUUUUUGUUUCAUUUAAUUAAAUUUUGAUGCGUUGAAUUGCUUUCCUGGUGUCAGAGAAACAUGAGAACAUUGCUCAAGAAUGGAAAUAAAAAGGCAGAGCAGACUACUGAUCUCAAUGAAAGGAAAAUUAUUUGCUAUAUCAUAGAUGUGCACUGUAAUUUCCAUGUUAAAGAGGCACUGCAUUUUUAAGAAAUAAAAUCACACAUUAUCUUAUUUUUUCAUCUCUAAAUGGAUACAGAAGUACUGUAAGUAAACUUAGCUGCCUAUUUUUCCAAAUAUGUUCAGAUUCACAUCUGAAAGAUCAAUCUGAAUAUGAGAUAAUAAAGUGCCUAUUACUUUAUUAAAUAAAGGGGACAAGAUGACAAUGCAGAUAUCCAAGAAUUAUGCUUUACAAGACAUAGAAACAUUGUUAAAUUGGAUUUUAUUAGUAUCAUGCAAAUGUUCCCUUCCACCAAGUACUGUUAAUGUGAAAAAUUAUAUAUAACUAGCAUUUAAAAAAUAUCUAAUACUGUCUCAUUAUCAUAUGUUUUCGAGCCCCAAAAUUACAUUUUAGACUCUCUUACUUUCUCUUCCUCUCCCCUUUCUUUAGCUUUUGUUUGUUUUUGUCUUGCCAGAGAAGUGUACCUAGUAAGGGAAUGUUUCUUAUUUGUGCCAAGGGACUAUUGAUGAUGCUGUAUAAUAGCAAGAUAGUAUUUUGUAAUGCCUGCUUUUUUAUAUUUCUAAUACAAAUGGGCUAAGCUGUGAAACCAAUUCACUAGGUUUAUCUGCUUUGAACAUUAUUGUACAAGUCAAAUUCUCUCUAAACAGUGCCUGGCACCUAAUACAUGCUAUGAAAGUGUGGGCUACGGCCGGGCGUGGUGGCUCACACCUAUAAUCCCAGCACUUUGGGAGGCUGAGGCAGGUGGAUCAUGAGGUCAAGAGAUCGAGACCAUCCUGGUCAACAUGGUGAAACCCCGUCUCUACUAAAAAUACAAAAAAAUUAGCUAGGCUUGGUGGCGCACACCUUUAGUCCCAGCUACUCGGGAGGCUGAGACAGGAGAAUUACUUGAACCCAGGAGGCAGAGGUUGUGGUGAGCCAGGAUCAUGCCAUUGCACUCCAGCCUGGGUAAAAAGAGCAAAACUCCGUUUCAAAAAAAAAAAAAAAAAGUGUAGGCUACUACUGCUUUCAUUUAUUAUUAUCAUUAUUAAAUAUCCACUGGUUGAAAAUCAGGGAGUUAGCUAAAUCAUACCUGCUACUGUACAAAAUGUUGGGAAAAGCUGAGAAAAAUCAUUCAGUAAAUAGUUUUGAGAACAAGAAUUUGUUCCUUAGAUAUUUUUAAAUUAUUAAAUGUUAUUGAAACUGCACCAAAACUGUGUGAAAUAAUUUAAUUUUGCAGAGUUCUAUGUCUAUAUUCUAUGUAAUUAAAGCUAUUUUUAUAUUAUUUUGAUAGUUUUAAAUAAAAAGGUUUGGAGGUU
Callithrix jacchus (white-tufted-ear marmoset) is the source of this 13528-nucleotide messenger RNA. NCBI's taxonomy places the organism in Eukaryota, Metazoa, Chordata, Mammalia, Primates, Cebidae. The record is from RefSeq and is a predicted model, not a curated record.